Scaptodrosophila lebanonensis is the source of this 1283-nucleotide messenger RNA. It is a transcript of the gene Clic, whose product is annotated as chloride intracellular channel exc-4. Gene Ontology annotation, cellular component: cytoplasm; apical plasma membrane. Lineage: Eukaryota; Metazoa; Arthropoda; Insecta; Diptera; Drosophilidae. Gene Ontology annotation, molecular function: chloride channel activity. The transcript is spliced from 4 exons. Bases 430 to 1221 code for a protein of 263 amino acids. The record is from RefSeq and is a predicted model, not a curated record. Gene Ontology annotation, biological process: chloride transport.
UGCAACUGUAUAGGGUGGACGGAUGUGAUGUGAGAGAAGUCGCUUUUUAAAAAUAAUCAUUCAGUAGCUAUAGCAGCCAUCAAUAGCAACAAAUACGAUCUAUACUCGAGCGCGAAAACGUAUUUUUUUAUAGUGCAGAAGUAGCAGUGCGACUAUACACACAUUGCGAGAGUGUAUGUAUGUGCAUGUGUGUGGAAAACAAAAUACAAUACAAAAAAUUAGCACAACAAAAGCAAAAACACACGUAUUUCGUAUAAACGCACGUCACGCGGACAACAACAUUAAAGAAUAACGUUAAGUGUGGUAAGAAAGAAGUGACCGCUAAGCACCAUCACACAACCACAAUCACCAAAAACUAAGCAGAGCCUAAAAAACUAUACAUAAUAUAUAAUACAUACAUACAUACAUACAACAUAAAUAAUCGAAAACAUGUCAGCCGCCGAUGUUGAGACGCAACCGCAGCAGGAGACGACGAAUGGCACCAGUAAAUUUGAUGUGCCCGAGAUAGAAUUGAUCAUCAAGGCCUCUACCAUCGAUGGACGUCGCAAGGGCGCCUGCCUGUUCUGUCAGGAAUACUUUAUGGAUCUGUAUCUGUUGGCUGAACUGAAGACGAUCAGCCUGAAGGUGACGACAGUGGAUAUGCAGAAGCCACCGCCAGACUUCCGCACAAAUUUCGAGGCCACACAUCCGCCCAUAUUGAUUGAUAAUGGGCUGGCCAUACUGGAAAACGAGAAGAUCGAGCGUCACAUUAUGAAGAACAUACCCGGCGGCUAUAAUCUGUUUGUGCAGGACAAGGAAGUGGCCACACUUAUUGAGAAUCUGUAUGUUAAGUUGAAGCUGAUGCUGGUGAAGAAGGACGAUGCCAAGAACAAUGCGCUCCUCUCGCAUCUCAAGAAGAUCAACGAUCAUUUGGCUAAUCGGAACACACGCUUCCUGACCGGAGACACCAUGUGCUGCUUCGACUGUGAGCUGAUGCCACGGCUUCAACACAUUCGCGUCGCAGGAAAGUAUUUCGUGGACUUUGAAAUACCGACGCACUUGACGGCGCUGUGGCGUUAUAUGUAUCACAUGUACCAAUUGGACGCCUUCACACAAUCGUGCCCGGCCGAUCAGGACAUUAUCAAUCACUAUAAACUGCAACAGAGUCUCAAAAUGAAGAAGCACGAGGAGCUGGAGACACCCACUUUUACGACAUCCAUUCCAAUUGAUAUUUCGGAGUAGAGUUUUGAAGCCACGUGCGCCAUGCUGCCCAUGGAUUUUUGGACAACUUUACAAGAGCAACA